AUGCCAGCGAUAGGUGUUGCCGGUCACCGUCCAGGAAACUCGACAGCGCAUAUUUUUGCUCAACAAAAAGCACCACCGACACCCACGAUCACGGCUGAGAAUGUCGCUGAUGGAUAUUCCAAUGAUAUCGGACAAAGUGACAAUCUUGGCACGGGGCCAAUUGCGGGCAUCGCAAAAGGAAAGGACUCGACAUAUCAGAUCUCUCAAGGGAUAUGGCGCCGCCAAGGGCUCAGUCUGUACCUCCGGGGCGUUCAGUGGCUCCUCACCGACCACAAGCCCCUGUCUCACACCCUCUUGGCAUGUACGCAGAUUCCACGGCAUCUACCAGGGCAACUCAAGGUCAACAACCAAACCUGGAGUGGCCUAUGUCAGACCGCACCCGAGAUAGCGGUCGGCUCGUACGGAGAAACGUGGGCAGGCCUCAGUACCACCGAGCGCAAUAUUCAUCCUCGACCCUCGGGGACCGAACCCCUUCGUCCCUGAGAAGCCACUCGCCGGUAUCGCUGAGAGAUGACACCUCGUCACCCGACAGGGACCUUUUUACCCCCUUGUCUCCCCGAGACACUGAGAGAUACCUAGUGUGGAUGCCGACCAUGUACGGCAAGAAUGUUCGGUAUAGCUGGAUGGUGACAGAUGAGAUUGGCCAGCCACCGCAGAGAGAGCCGCGAUCUCCACUCGAGGAAUGGGAGGAGCAGGUUCAGUACUCGAAUAACUUCGCUGUCGGCGACGAUUUCCCCGCCACCGUCAAGUCAUCGAUCAGGGGUUCUGAGAAGGUUUGCGGCGUCAGGUCGAUGCCAUCGGUACUCAAACCGGCUCGCGGGAGACCCAUAUUGACCAAGUCGAAUGCCGAAAGCGACAGGGCGGCCGAGGUGCCUCCGUCGUUUCGCAUGCCUUUCAAGCCAUACAUGGUCUUUUUGACUGCGAAUUCAUCCGUUGGAGCCACAGAGGUCAAGACACCGCCAAUCAGGAACGUCCAGGAUAAUCGCGCGGCAAACGAAGAACGAACAAGAGAAACAGACACCCUGCAAGAGACCGGCGAGGGCUCGCUGCGCGGAGUGCCGUGCGAAAGCAAACGGCCGGCGGCACCUGGCAAACCCAAGCUCAAGACCAGCACAUCGAUUCCAACAGCAGCCGACUUUUCCCCGUCCAAGUUUGACUAUGGGGCCUCCCCUACAAUUUUGGAGUACUACUACAAGACUGUAUUUGCGGCAGUUCAGGGCCAAGAGGAGGCGGAUCGUUCAAGCUCUGAUGUCGCGCCGAACAAAAAAGCUGCAGAAAAUGAAAAUGCGCAGAAGGAGGCCGCGUCGUAG
Molecule: messenger RNA, 1310 nt
Organism: Pyricularia pennisetigena
Lineage: Eukaryota; Fungi; Ascomycota; Sordariomycetes; Magnaporthales; Pyriculariaceae
Exons: 2
Coding region: 213-1310 (365 amino acids)
Source: RefSeq, a predicted model, not a curated record